Molecule: messenger RNA, 1723 nt
Organism: Elgaria multicarinata webbii
Lineage: Eukaryota; Metazoa; Chordata; Lepidosauria; Squamata; Anguidae
Gene: DNPEP
Product: aspartyl aminopeptidase
Exons: 16
Coding region: 1-1608 (535 amino acids)
Biological process (GO): proteolysis
Molecular function (GO): aminopeptidase activity; zinc ion binding
Source: RefSeq, a predicted model, not a curated record
AUGGCUUGCAAGAUGGUCCCUGGUGUGAAGGAAUGCAACGGGGCCGCCCGCAGGGGGCUCCGGGCCACAGCUUCCCUUCUCGAGUCCCCAGCAGGCCGAGCGGUGCGGGGCGGAGCCGGGUGCGAGCGCGGCCAAGCAGCCAAGCGAGCCGGCGCGGUGCAGGACGCGGCGCGGAACCGGGGAACCAUGCAGGCGCGCUCCAAGCAGGCGGUGCAGGCGGCGGCGCAGGAGCUGCUGAAGUUUGUGAACCGAGGGCCCUCCCCUUAUCAUGUGGUGGCUGAGUGCCGGAGCCGCCUGCUUCAGGCUGGCUUCCAAGAGUUGAAGGAAACGGAACACUGGGACAUCCAGCCUGACCAGAAGUAUUUUGUGACCAGAAACUACUCCACGUUGAUUGCCUUCGCUGUGGGGGGGCAGUUCCAGCCAGGCAAUGGAUUCAGCUUGAUUGGAGCCCACACGGACAGUCCCUGUCUGCGGGUGAAGCGCUGUUCGAAGCGUAACCAGGAGGGCACAGUCCAGGUGGCUGUGGAGACCUAUGGGGGCGGCAUCUGGAAUACCUGGUUCGACCGGGACCUCUCCAUUGCCGGAAGAGUCAUUGUCAAGGACUUGUCCACAGGGCGGCUGGAGCAGAAGCUGGUGAGGGUGGAGCGCCCCAUUCUCCGCAUCCCACACCUGGCCAUCCACCUGCAGCGCAAUAUCAACGAGAGCUUUGGGCCAAACACCGAGAACCACCUGGUCCCGAUUCUGGCCACAGAAGCCCAGGAGGCACUGGAGAAGGAGGGGUCCCUGAUGCAAACAGAUUGUGCCUCAUCCUUCCAGCAGAAUCGCCACUCUCCGGCCCUGGUAUCCCUUCUCUGCUCCCAGUUGGAGGUGAAACCUGAGCAGGUGGUAGAGAUGGAGCUCUGUCUAGUGGAUACGCAGCCUCCGGCACUGGGUGGCGCCUUCAGUGAGUUCAUAUUCUCCCCUCGCCUGGACAACCUCCACAGCUGCUACUGUGCCCUGCAGGCUCUGAUUGAAUCGAGCGAAGGGCCGGGAGCUCUGGCCAAAGAGCCAAACGUACGACUCAUUGCACUUUACGACAACGAAGAGGUGGGUUCCGAAAGUGCACAAGGGGCCUCCUCACUCCUGACUGAGCUUGUCAUUCGUCGCAUCUCAGCUUCGCCCCAGAACCUGACGGCGUUUGAGGAAGCUGUGCCAAAGUCCUGCAUGAUCAGUGCAGAUAUGGCCCACGCCGUACACCCCAAUUAUGCGGACAAGCAUGAUAAAAACCACCGUCCAGAGUUCCACAAGGGACCUGUAAUUAAAGUGAACAGCAACCAGCGCUAUGCCUCUACUGCUGUCACCGAGGCAUUGCUCCGUGAGAUUGCCAGCCGUGUGGAUGUCCCCCUGCAAGAAUUCAUGGUUCGGAAUGACUCUCCUUGUGGCACAACCAUUGGGCCCAUCCUGGCCUCCCGUCUUGGCGUGCGUGUCUUGGAUAUGGGCUGCCCACAGCUGGCCAUGCACUCCAUUCGUGAGAUGUGCUGCACCUCAGGGGUCCUUCAGUCCAUCACUCUUUUCAAGGGCUUCUUUGAGCUGUUUCCAGUGCUGGAUCAGGGACUCCUGGCCAACUGAUGGGCAUCUCGAAUGCAGGAAGAGGCAUCCUACUCAUCCCCUCCUUUAGGCUGGAUAACAAUUAAAGCGCAUUUAUGCCAGAGACCCCUAUGUUGUACAGGGGCUGCUAACUGAC